AUGGCGUCCUCAUCUGAGCUUCCACCCAACGUUCACGUCUCCUCCCACCCCUGCCUUCAGGCGAAGCUCUCGCAACUACGAUCCAAGUCAACACCAGCCAAGGAUGUCAAGACCAUCGUCAAUGACAUUGCCCUGAUCCUCGGCUGCGAAGCCCUCGCAGCUCAACAUCACCAGCCAAAAGCCCCCGAGACCAUCCUCCCCGACCCGGUGCCCGUUCACCACCUCGGCCUCUACCGCGAGCCCUCCACUCUCGAGCCCGUAGAGUACUACAACAACCUGCCCCACCACAUCCCCGACCCGACCCUCACCGCCGCCUCCACCUCGGCCGCCGCCUUUGCGUCUGUCUCCACCGCCGCCUCCACCCUCGAGGCCGAGGCCAGCGGCGGCGCCGCCAACGCCUCGAGCCUCGCCAUCAUCCUCGACCCCGUCAUCGCCACCGGCGGCACCUGCGCCGCCGCCAUCAACACGCUGCGCGACUGGGGGGCGCGCCGCAUCAUCGUCCUCUCCGUCAUUGGCGCUGCCGACGGCGUCAGGCGCGCCGCGAGUGAGUGGCCCGAGGCCACGGACAUUUGGGUCGCGGGCGUCGAUGCCGAGAUUACGGCCGAGGGCAUGUUGAAGCCUGGUCUGGGUGACGUGGGCGACAGGCUUUUCUUGACCAUUGGAAAAUAA
Molecule: messenger RNA, 669 nt
Organism: Verticillium alfalfae VaMs.102
Lineage: Eukaryota; Fungi; Ascomycota; Sordariomycetes; Glomerellales; Plectosphaerellaceae
Product: uracil phosphoribosyltransferase
Exons: 2
Coding region: 1-669 (222 amino acids)
Source: RefSeq, a predicted model, not a curated record